Messenger RNA from Salvelinus sp. IW2-2015, 729 nucleotides. NCBI's taxonomy places the organism in Eukaryota, Metazoa, Chordata, Actinopteri, Salmoniformes, Salmonidae. The record is from RefSeq and is a predicted model, not a curated record.
AUGACUGUGCCUCAUGGCCAAAAGGCCACAGCAUUUAGGCGUCGUUGUGUUCUGUGUCACAUGAAGUCCCCCAUCAUCUGCACCACGUGUUCAGGUUGCAGCCAUAAAAGGUUAACGGUGGUGCUUGGAGCCCAAGACUUAAAGAAGUGGAAGAAGAGCUGUCAGAAGAUUCAGGUGUCACAUUACCAUCGGCAUCCCUUACAUGAGAAUGCAACACAGAUCAGUUAUGACAUCAUGCUACUGAAGCUAAAGACCACAGCUCGUCUAACUGAGAAUGUGACGGUCGUUGGACUCCCAAAGGAGGAUGAACAUAUCCCAGCAUCCCCAAAAUGCUCCGUAGCUGGUUGGGGCAAGACUAACUCGAACAACGACCAGGGUUCAGACGUUUUGAUGGCAGUGGUGGUGACGGUGGAGGAUAACUCUGAAUGCAAGAAGGUGUGGCAGAAACACUUUGACAGAAAACAAAUGAUGUGCACUCGUACUACCGGAGAGAAGGGAUUUUGUCACGGAGAUUCAGGGGGACCUCUUAUUUGUAACAAGAAGGCACAGGGUAUUGUUGCUGAGAGAUGUGAUGAUUCCCAAUAUCCUCAUGUGUACAUGAAAAUCCCUUUCUUUAUGCCCUGGAUUAAAGAGGUGUUGCACGGAUAUGGUGCCAACAUGUCUUUAACCUCUCUAGGCACCGAGAUCUCGCUAGCGGGAUCAAAUUCGACAACAUCCGGGGGAAUCUGA